AUGGUGGUUGCUGUACUCCUUGCCCUCCCAACAAACUCCUGGACCCUGACGGUGCUCCGGAGGCUGAGUAGGCCUGAGCUUUCUAUCGUGCAUCGUGGGAUAUUAUCAAACAAGACUUUGUCACAGCAGUUCAGUCUUUCUUCAUAUUCUCGCAACAGGCUCAAAGUGUUGCUUCCAAAGCUGAUUGAACCUACUCAAUGUGCGUUUGUUAAAGGUCGGCUGCUUCUUGAGAAUGUCCUUUUAGCUACUGAACUUGUCAAAGACUACCACAAACAGUCAAUCCAGCCUCGAAGUGUUCUCAACCUGGAUAUAUCGAAGGCUUUUGACUCAGUAAACUGGUCUUUCAUUACAAAUACUCUUCGCACUAUGGGCAUUCCGGAUAUGUUGGUACACUGGAUCCACACAUGUCUUUCCACAGCUGCUUUCUCUGUUUCGGUUAAUGGUGAAUUGGAAGGUUUCUUCGGAAGUGAACGCGGCCUGCGACAAGGAUGUUCUCUAUCUCCAUAUCUGUUCGUCAUUGCCAUAAAUGUGUUGUCAAGAAUGCUUAAUAAGGCAGCUCAAUCUCACAGUAUCGGCUACCACCCCUCGUGCAGCAAGGUAAACUUGACACACUUAAGCUUUGCGGACGAUCUAAUGAUCUUUACUGAUGGUGCAGCUGCUUCGCUGAAAGGCGUGUUCGAGGUUCUAUCAGAAUUCGCGAGUAUCUCUGGCUUGCUGAUCAAUCCAGCUAAAUUUUCUAUAUUCAUGGCGGGCCGUAUUAGUCAAGACUUUAAGGAUGAGGUUCAGCGUCUGGGCAUUCCAACAGAAUCUCUUCCUGUGAGAUAUCUCGGUCUCCCACUCACCACAAAGACAAUGACCAAAACAGAUUACGAACCAUUGAUUUAUCAGAUACGCACAUGUCUGGUGUCAUGGUCUAGUCGCUCUCUCUCAUAUGCUGGUCGUUUGCAGCUUGUGAAAACAGUCAUUGGCAGUAUAACUAACUUCUGGUGCUCUGUGUUUCGUCUUCCAAAGAGCUGUCUCAGUACUAUUGAAAGCAUGUGUGCUGCAUUCCUAUGGUCUGGAUCGCCUAAUACGCAUACAAAAGCAAAGGUCGCUUGGGAUGAUGUGUGUAGACCUAAGGAUGAGGGAGGUCUAGGCCUUAGCCGUCUCACGGAAAUAUCACGAGUUUUUGCACUUAGCUUGAUAUGGCGACUACUCACGAACUCUGGUUCCCUUUGGGUCGCUUGGACGAAGGUUUAUCUGCUUCGCUCUCAAAGUUUCUGUGACCUCAGUGAUAAGUACGUAGGACGGCUAUUAAACAUCACGGGUGAUUUAGGAACACAAGUCUUAGGUAUCCCCCGCUAUGCGACGGUCUCGGAAGCGGCUUCUGGUGGACAAUGGAACAUUCGUCGGUGUCGUGGCUAUCACCUACGGGCGAUGAUGGCCUACAUCAACCCUGUUCCAGCUCCGGCGGAGGACGCUGCUGAUGAUCGUCGUCUAUGGCACCACGGGGAUGGGGUUUACAAACCGGCAUUUUGCAGUAAAGCAACAUGGGAGCAACUUAGGACUCACUACCCUAAGAUCGCUUGGAGUAAAGUUGUUUGGUUUCAACAAAGCAUACCUCGAUUUGCUUUCAUCACAUGGCUGGCGUUUCAGGGUAGACUGUCUACGGGUGCAAGAAGUAGAGCUUGGGGUUGCAUUCAACCGUGCCUCCUUUGUGGUGAACCGGAUGAGACCCGCGACCACCUAUACUUCGCAUGCCCUUACUCGUUUACGGUGUGGAUUGAUCUCGUAGGUUUCAUGCUGGGAUCUCGAGUGAAUCCUGAUUGGGCUGUCACCGUCACAUCUCUUCUGUCUCCUCGCAGGAAGGAGAUCGAUACUUGCCUCCUCAAGCUUGCUCUCCAAGCUAGCAUUUAUAGUAUUUGGCGUGAAAGAAACAGUAAGCGUCACAAUGGAAAUUCCCUCAGCGCUAGCCAAAUGGUCAGGUACAUUGACAAGACCAAUCGGAACAGGAUCUCUUCUCUCCGACACAGGAAGCCAGCCUUCUACAGCGACAUGAUGCAGCGAUGGCUUGCUAGGAAUACUUAG
Molecule: messenger RNA, 2067 nt
Organism: Brassica napus (rape)
Lineage: Eukaryota; Viridiplantae; Streptophyta; Magnoliopsida; Brassicales; Brassicaceae
Exons: 3
Coding region: 1-2067 (688 amino acids)
Source: RefSeq, a predicted model, not a curated record